GGAUGUUCACCUCAUCUUCCAAUAAACAUGUUGCCUUCUUGAGAAAAAGAAGAUCGAGGAAAAAAUAUGUGACAAUGCUUCCCCCCAAUUUUCACUCUUUCUUAUUUUUCAGUAAAUUUAAGAUAAUUAUGUUUAUUGUCAUGUUUUACUUUGUGUAUUUAUAUGUAUCUAUUAUUUAUAAAAAAUAUUUUAUUGAUCGCGCAAAACGCGAAAUAGUACACUAGCUCAUCAAUAAGAGAUUAAAUGAUACAAACAAGCAAGUGCCCAACAAACGCGGUCGUCGAAUCACUAAAUUCCGAGGGUGUGUGAAAAUCAGUAAACAACAAUUCCAUAAGAAUUUCACUCUUUUAACUCACUUUCCUCCUCCAAUUCGCUAAUACGGAUUUCGCACGCACGACAUACACCCAAUUAGAGAAAAAAAAGAAAGAAAUGGUGUCGUACGUGAGCUUGUUGCUGUACGGAGUAGGAGGGAUAGUGGUGGCCGGGAUGGCAAUACUGGUCGCCUUUCAGGAAAAACUUGUGUAUGUACCGGUCUUGCCUGGACUCACAAAGUCAUAUACAAUUACUCCCGCUCGGCUUCGGCUUCUCUAUGAAGAUGUUUGGCUCAGAUCUUCGGACGGGGUUCGUCUUCAUGCUUGGUUCAUCAAACUCUUCCCUGACUGCCGAGGUCCAACUAUUAUCUUUUUUCAAGAGAAUGCAGGAAAUAUUGCACACCGUCUUGAAAUGGUUGGCAUAAUGUUGCAACGUCUGCAAUGCAAUGUUUUUAUGCUUUCCUACCGAGGUUACGGAGCCAGUGAUGGAUGCCCUUCUCAACACGGGAUCACCAAGGAUGCUCAGGCUGCACUGGAUCACUUAGUUCAGAGGAACGAUAUUGACACAUCAAGAAUAGUAGUCUUUGGAAGGUCACUUGGAGGAGCUGUUGGAUCUGUUCUUACCAAAAACAAUCCUGACAAGGUCGCUGGGCUCAUUUUGGAGAAUACUUUCACCUCUAUCCUGGAUAUGGCUGGAGUUCUCUUGCCAUUCUUGAAGUGGAUCAUUGGGGGAAGUGGCUCAAAGGGUUUCAAACUUCUUAAUUUUGUUGUUCGAUCUCCAUGGAAUACAGUUGAUGUCAUUGGUGAGAUCAAGCAACCAAUCCUUUUCUUAUCUGGAUUACAAGAUGAGAUGGUUCCACCAUUCCACAUGCAGAUGUUAUAUGCAAAGGCAGCUGCACACAACAGGCAGUGCUUAUUUGUGGAAUUUCCUAAUGGGAUGCACAUGGAUACCUGGUUGGCAGGUGGUGAUCACUAUUGGAGGACAAUUCAGAAUUUUUUGGAAGAAACUGUCCCAGAGACGAAGGAUGAUGAUUCAAAGAAGGAUAAGGAAUUGUCCUCCAAGCAAAAUGUAUCUUCAGAUUUCGUUCCAAGCUGAAAUCUUGAGUUUCAGGCAGUUCAGAUGUAACUUUGGAUUCCAGGAUUCAAAUAUUUCUCUUUUGAUGAUGCAGCGACCAAGAGCACUUAGUGAUAUCAAGGAACGGAAGUGCAUCCGUACAAAUUUGUUCUUCUGGGGAUAUUUUUGGCUGUCCCUUUUUUAGAAGGCAAAAAGGUGUGAAGGGUCUUCAUUUAUACUGCAUCUCACCAACAAUACUAGCAUCUCCGGUUAUAGGUUCAGCUGACUCUUGUUGUAUGAAUAAGGAUUCAAACGUCUCAAUAGUAUGCAAAAAACGUAAAAUGCCAACUCCACCAGAGUGUGACCGGCGGAAGGCAUUCUUUCGCCUGAAUGGGUUACUCAUCUUUUUGUGUGAUUGCUUUAUCUUCAUACCGAGUUAUAAUUGGUGAACUUUCA
Messenger RNA from Capsicum annuum, 1821 nucleotides. Its product is annotated as alpha/beta hydrolase domain-containing protein WAV2. The coding region runs from base 430 to 1407 and encodes 325 amino acids. Gene Ontology annotation, cellular component: membrane. The transcript has 8 exons. Gene Ontology annotation, biological process: proteolysis. Gene Ontology annotation, molecular function: palmitoyl-(protein) hydrolase activity; serine-type peptidase activity. The record is from RefSeq and is a predicted model, not a curated record. Lineage: Eukaryota; Viridiplantae; Streptophyta; Magnoliopsida; Solanales; Solanaceae.